UAUCUCUCUAAUUUCUGCUGCAUUACUAUACACCUGCACCCCACCCAUUUCCCAGGCAGAAACGUGCACUGAAUCCCAUUUUUCUAUUUGAGAGAGAGAGAGAGCAAUUGUUUUAUUUUGGUUAAUUUGGUUUGUAGUUAAGAAGCAUUCUUGGCUUGGUAGUUUGCAGCACAAUCUUGUGCUUUAAUUCAACCUCCAUCUCUUUCUCGCUCCAUCACUUUUCAUUUUCUGUCAUCUGCCUCUCAUUUUUCACUACCCAUUUUCAAUUCCCUUUUCUCCUCUCUUAAUUACUUACCCACCACAAAUGAAGAAGUUUGUUCUGAAACUGGAUCUGGAAGAAGACAGAGACAAAAGAAGGGCUCUCAAAACUGUGGCUGCCCUUUCAGGAAUCGAUGAGAUCACCAUUGACAUGAAGGGCAAGAAGCUAAUGGUGGUCGGGACAGUUGAUCCGGUGAGAGUGGUAAGCAAACUGCGCAAGAAAAACUGGCAAGUCGACAUCAUCUCCGUUGGGCCAUCCAAGGAGCCAGAGAAAAAAAAGGAAGAGGGGAAGAAAGAGGAGGGCAAGAAAGAAGACCCCAAAAAGGAAGGUGAGAAGAAGGAGAAGGCGGAACCAGACCCCUUUGUUGGCACGGUGAUGCCGUUCCGUCAGUAUUAUCCGCCGAUGAACACAUACUACUAUUUGCAUCACAGCAUGGAAGAGAAUCCAAAUGCAUGUGCCAUCUCUUAGGUAAUUUUGCUCUGUUUUCCCUUUUUUUUUUGAUCAAGGCUAUAAUAGUCUUUUCCGGAUUUUGUUGUUUAUAUAUAAUUAAUAAUGUAUUUUUUUAAUUUUUUUAAAAGUUUAAUUAUUUUUAUUCACAUAUAUUUGUAAGAGCGAGGGACCGCUCCACACUUGAAGAUCCUCACUGUAAAGUUGAUAUGCUCAAUAUAUUUUGAUAAAGACAGAAAAAUAGAAUGGUAAAAGUGAAA
This is a messenger RNA of Salvia hispanica, 966 nucleotides long. RefSeq names its product heavy metal-associated isoprenylated plant protein 39-like. Gene Ontology annotation, molecular function: metal ion binding. The record is from RefSeq and is a predicted model, not a curated record. Lineage: Eukaryota; Viridiplantae; Streptophyta; Magnoliopsida; Lamiales; Lamiaceae.